This is a messenger RNA of Phaedon cochleariae (mustard beetle), 3019 nucleotides long. The record is from the annotation of a GenBank genome assembly. NCBI's taxonomy places the organism in Eukaryota, Metazoa, Arthropoda, Insecta, Coleoptera, Chrysomelidae.
UUUUGCGUUACCAUUCAGGAGCUAUUUUUUUUACUAAAAAUCUCACGAUAGUGCUGUGAAUCGAACAUGUAACAUGUGGGAUGCUUUUUUGGACAGAACCAGCCAGUCAUGUACGGUAGUCAAUACCUCCGAGGCUAAAAGCUUUUUCAAGAAGAAAAACGACUUGCUCUCCGUAGAAUACCUGAACUACAUACACAAGGACACUCUCAGCUAUUUGGACCACUAUCCCAUGAAAAAUUCGAAAGUCGAAACAAAAAAGGUGCAAAAUGCUCAGAAGAAAAAACCCACGAAGCCUGUGCCAGUGUACUACAGAGUCCAAGUCGAAGCUGCAGACCAGAAGAGACCUAAAACAGUCCCGAAAUGCAAGGGAACAGAAGAAUGCAAGUGCGGGGUGAAAUGCCACAGGCCAGGGGAACUGGAAAAGUUGCGGAAAAACAUCGUCUCGCUGCUCUCCAAACCAGCUCCAGCAACCAGCCUGUACAAAAAAGCACCUCAGCCUCCUUUGCGGGAAAAACCGUUGCCAAAACCUUUGACAAGUAUCGCCGAGGUCAGAACUGUUCCUCAAAAACCACUAGAGAUAUCGGAAAAAACCUUCGUCACCUCUGAUGAGGAAUCACCUGAGAAAGACAAUCAGCCGAGAAGCUCGGUCCAAGAAGUUCCGGUUGUUGACUUGAAGGGUUCUGGAGAGAAGAAGCGAUUAAGUUCUGAUAAAGGUCUCGGAUUACUGCUCAAGAAAUAUCUGUACCACCAUGGGGUUGGUUUAGGGGUGGUGUACAAAUUAUUUAAGUAUGGUGAAAAAGGAUCCGGUACCCACACCAGGUCCGGGGAAGCCGAGGAUUUUUACAAAUUGCGCGACCAGUGCCUUCAAAACGGAACUCUCUACGAAGAUCCCGAUUUUCCAGCCGUGGAUAGUUCCUUAUUCUACAGCCAGAGACCAGACAGAUAUUAUGAAUGGAAAAGACCUGCAGAAAUCGUGAAUGAUCCGCAAUUUUUCGUGGAAGGCUACUCCCGAUUUGAUGUGCAGCAAGGAGAGUUGGGAGACUGUUGGUUGCUAGCAGCAGCAGCAAACCUGACCCUGUACAGGCGAUUGUUCUUCCAAAUUGUACCUGAUGAUCAAGAUUUCGAUGACAAGUAUGCUGGUAUCUUCCAUUUCAGAUUUUGGCAAUAUGGAAAAUGGAUAGAAGUUACGAUAGAUGACAGGCUACCCACUUACAGAGGACAACUAAUUUACCUACACUCAACUGAAGAAAACGAAUUCUGGAGUGCCUUGCUUGAAAAAGCGUAUGCCAAGUUACAUGGUUCUUAUGAAGCUCUAAAAGGCGGUUCGACUUGUGAGGCCAUGGAAGAUUUCACAGGUGGUGUUACAGAAAUGUACGAGUUGAAGGCUAGUCCACCAAAUUUGUUUCAAAUUAUCUUGAAAGCCUAUGAAAGAUCAUCGUUGAUGGGAUGUUCCAUAGAGCCUGAUCCCGAAGUAGUGGAAGCAGAAACUCCAGAAGGUCUCGUUCGCGGUCAUGCGUACAGCAUAACUAGAGUACAAUAUGUCGAUAUACAAACACCGAACGUCUCAGGAAAAAUUCCAUUGCUGAGGCUACGUAACCCCUGGGGCAAUGAAUCUGAAUGGAAUGGUCCAUGGAGCGACAAUGCUCCAGAAUGGCGGUUCAUCUCGGAAUCGGAAAAAGAAGAGCUCGGGCUGACGUUCGACAACGACGGAGAAUUCUGGAUGGCGUUCAAAGAUUUCCAGCGAAGUUUCAGCAGAUUGGAGAUCUGCAAUUUGAAUCCGGACUCUUUGUCAAAUGAGGAACUCAAGGAGGGGAACAAAAAACGAUGGGAGAUGUCGAUGUACGAGGGCGAAUGGGUUAGAGGAGUGACGGCCGGAGGAUGUAGGAACUUUUUAGAAUCUUUUUGGCACAAUCCCCAAUACAGAAUAACGCUGACUGAAGUGGACGAGGGUGAUGAUAAUGAUGGGGAAUGCACAAUGAUUGUCGGCCUGAUGCAAAAAAACAGGAGACUGAUUACUCAUAGGACAGGUGUUGAUUUGCUGACAGUAGGAUUCGCGAUAUAUCAUCUACCGAAUCCGGACAGAGUCCCCAAACCGUUGGACCUCAACUUCUUCAAAUACAACGCCGCGAUUGCCAGAUCUCCCUCCUUCAUCAACCUGCGCGAGGUCAGCUGCCGCUUCAAACUGCCCCCCGGCACCUACUGCAUCGUUCCCUCCACCUUCGAUCCCAACGAGGAGGGGGAAUUUCUCCUGAGAGUCUUCACGGAGAAGGAGAACAUCAUGGAGGAAAAUGAUGAUCAAGUAGGCUAUGGAGAAGUUGACAUCAAAGUCGUUCAGGAACCGACUGAUGUUGAAAAAGAAGAAACCGACAAAGUCUAUGAAUUCUUUAAAAAGUUGGCAGGCGAGGACCAAGAAGUCGAUUGGAUGGAGUUGAAAGAAGUGCUAGAUUUUGCCUUGAAAACAGAGCUGAAGUUUGGGGGCUUUUCAAAAGACAUUUGCAGAAGUAUGGUCGCCAUGUUGGAUUCUGAUCGGUCUGGAAAACUAGGUUACAAAGAAUUCAAAAAUUUGUGGAUAUCUAUAAUAAAGUGGAAGAACGUGUGGAUGGUGUAUGAUACUGACAAAUCAGGGACUUUCAGUGGAUUUGAACUAAGAGAAGCUUUGAAUUCGGCUGGAUAUAGACUGAACAAUAGAGUUUUAUCUGUUCUCAUGCACCGAUAUGGAAACAAACUUGGUCAAAUCAACUUUGAUGACUUUAUGUUGUGCUCCAUCAAAUUGAAAACGAUGUUGGAUAUUUUUGAUGAAAAUAAGGAUCCUGAAAAAUCGAACACUGCAACUUUCUCCAUGGAGGAAUGGUUGGAAAAUACUUUAUAUACUUGAAAAUCAAUCAUCACUGUAAACACACAAAUAUUUUUCCGAUAUUACAUAAAUAUCUUCAUACUUUUCAUUGAAUCUUACUAUAUACUCUAUUUUUCAAUAUUCACCAAAAAGUGUUAUUCGAGUCAUAUAAGCACACAUUUACCA